UUUCAAAAUUUAGAGACCCUCCAGUGGCACUCGCACAUACAUCUCUCUCUUUUCUUCAACCCCAACUUAUCUGCACCCUACCGCGCCUCUUCUCGGAGAUUUUGAUGUCGUCGACGACGGUAGCAAAUGCGAAGGGGAAAAAAAGAUGGUGAGGUCGCCUUUGGCGUUCUUGGUAUCGACUCCUCCCAUCUCUGGCUCACCCCCUCUCUCUUUCGGGUCUAGGAGUCUUGCAAAAACCAAUCAUAGUGGGAGUCUUCCUUAUUCCAUAUCUUUCAUGCCUUCUCUCAAAUAUUACUUGAAUGUAAGUCGUAACUCACUUUCUCAGUCAAUUGGGGACAUUUUUUCCAAUGGUUUACUGUUUCACAUGAUCAACAGGUGCUUAAUAUGUUUGUUUAUCUAUGUGUGGUUUAGCUGCGUUGUUUAAUUAACUUGAAUACAUUUUAUGUGGAUGGACAAACAUGUGUAAAACUUACUAUUACUUGCAGAUGACUACGAUUAUUCUUUCAUAGCUACUAUAUAGUAUGUGGCUUGGUAAUGACUAUGAUUUAUUAAUACC
Molecule: messenger RNA, 556 nt
Organism: Humulus lupulus (European hop)
Lineage: Eukaryota; Viridiplantae; Streptophyta; Magnoliopsida; Rosales; Cannabaceae
Product: protein STRUBBELIG-RECEPTOR FAMILY 8-like
Exons: 4
Coding region: 146-424 (92 amino acids)
Source: RefSeq, a predicted model, not a curated record